AUGAUUUCUUCAGUUUCAACCAAAUUAAAUUCAUCAAAGAAAUUAUUAAAUGUAGUAUCAUAUACUACAGUUGCAAAUAAUGCAAAUAAAAAUAAUAAUAGUAAAUCAAUUUAUAAUAUUUUAAGAAGAAAGAGAGAUAGACAAGGUUUAGUUAAUGUUGAAGCAUUUGAAAAUGGUGAAAGUACAGUUUUCCCAAGAUCAAGACAAGGUUUAGAUUAUGAUUUAAAUUGGACAUUAAAUGGUUACUCAAUUACACCAUCAUAUUCAGCAUAUCGUAAUCCAAGAUUACCAUUACUUUUACAACAUUCAAAUGGUGUAACCGAUAAGAACAACGUAUUGAUUACAUCAUCAUCAAGUCAAGAACCAAAAAAUGUAGUAAACUUCUUUUUAGAUGAAACCAUCUCAUCAAAGAAUAACAAAGAUAGUAGUAAAGUCAUUUCAAUCGCAGAUUAUAAAUUAGUUUUGGAAAAAGUUAAACAAAACAUUUCAGAAUCCACCAAUAUCUACGUACACGAUUCUGCAGUUGGUAGUUGUAGAGAUGUCGAGUCAAAGAUCAGAUUCGUCACAAAUGAUGCUGUAUCCUCAUUAUUUGUUAAACAUUUAUUACCAACCACUACUCCAACUCAAGUAAAUGAAUUUAAACAUCAAUUAACUGUUUAUUGUGUACCAGAAUUUAAAUUCCCAUCAUCUUCAUCAUCAUUACCAUCAUCAUCAUUCAAUAUCAUUGAUACUAAAAGAGGUAUUGCUGUUAUCGUUGGUAUUCAGUCAACUGAAAACAUUAGAAAUGUCAUCUCUUCAAUCUCUUCAAAUAUCUUAAUGAAUACCAAUCAAGAUGCUCUUAGUUUAUCCGCUGAUAUCUAUACCUCAUCUGAAGAUGCUUCACCAGUACUCAUUUUCAAUAAUGAUGGUUUCCUCUUAAAUAAGAAUUUCGAAUCUGGUAAAGUUGUCUCUCAAGGUGCUAUUUGGUCAAAGAAUACUCUUUCACGUUUAUAUAAUUCAAUUACUUAUAAUUUUGAAUCAAUUGCUCAAAAUCAAUUUGACUUGAUUGAAAAAUUUGUUGGAUCAAAAAAAGUAAAUACAACUGUACCAAUUAAAUUCGAAACUAAUAGUUUCAAACAACCAUCAUCAGUUGUAUUCAUUAUUAAAGAUAAUAGUGGUGUAAUUCCAGCAUUCUCUCAAUUAAAUUCUGAACAAGCUCAAAAAUAUUUCGUAUCUGGUUUUGUUGGUGAUGAUGUUUAUCAACCAUUCUUUAUUAAAGAACAAAAUACAACUCAAAAUAUUCAAAAAGCUGAACUCUUCAAAAAUUUAAUUAAAGAUGGUGGAGUUAAUGUAUAUAUUAUUAAUCCAUCCUCUUUCCAAAAAGAUGCUGAAGUUGAUAAAUUACUUGGUUCAAUUAUGUCUGGUAAAGUUGGUAAAUCAACUACAUCUGAUGUUUACACUACUUUAUCACCAAUUCAAGUUUCAUCUGCUACUCAACCAAAGAAUGCUGAAGAAAUUAAAAAAUUAGCCAAAUCUUUUGAAUCAAAAUUACAAAAACAAGUUGAUAGCCUUUUAGUUUAA
Messenger RNA from Dictyostelium discoideum AX4, 1560 nucleotides. RefSeq lists its product as hypothetical. Gene Ontology annotation, biological process: gluconeogenesis. The transcript has 4 exons. The coding region runs from base 1 to 1560 and encodes 519 amino acids. NCBI's taxonomy places the organism in Eukaryota, Evosea, Eumycetozoa, Dictyosteliales, Dictyosteliaceae. Gene Ontology annotation, molecular function: phosphoenolpyruvate carboxykinase activity; phosphoenolpyruvate carboxykinase (ATP) activity; ATP binding. The record is from RefSeq and is a predicted model, not a curated record.